This is a messenger RNA of Pipistrellus kuhlii (Kuhl's pipistrelle), 2506 nucleotides long. It is a transcript of the gene BBIP1, whose product is annotated as BBSome interacting protein 1. Gene Ontology annotation, biological process: receptor localization to non-motile cilium; cilium assembly. Lineage: Eukaryota; Metazoa; Chordata; Mammalia; Chiroptera; Vespertilionidae. Gene Ontology annotation, cellular component: BBSome. The record is from RefSeq and is a predicted model, not a curated record. The coding region runs from base 345 to 557 and encodes 70 amino acids. The transcript has 4 exons.
GAGCCUCCCGCGGGGUAGAGACAACACCCAAUAGGAAGGUACCGUUGAAGCCAAAGCAGCCAUCACUGAUACUGGCAACGGGAGUCGACGGACCUCCCUUCUCCUGUAUGACGUAGUUUUCCCUUCGUCUCCCUCCGUUGCCCUGGCAACAGAUAAGCGGUCUGGGAAGAGAGUCGUCUGUAAGUAGUAGACCCAAAAUGGAACCAAAGGUGACCAGACAGCCCAUGUUCCUUCUCUAGGCUUGAAUAAAGAAUUGUCAUUUUGAUGAUACCGGGUUGGAUGCCUAAAACUGCAAAGGAAAAAGAUCAGAACUUUCAGGAAAAACUAUAUCCAGCAAUUCAGAUAUGGCAGAAGUGAAGUCCAUGUUCCGGGAAGUUCUUCCAAAACAAGGGCAGUUGUCUGUGGAAGAUAUAACCACAAUGGUGCUGUGUAAACCCAAACUUUUACCCUUAAAAUCUCUGACUAUGGAAAAACUGGAGAAAAUGCAGCAAGCAGCACAAGAAACAAUUCGCCAACAGGAAAUGGCAGAAAAGGACCAAAAGCAAAUGACUCGCUGAAUAACUUAGCACUUUCUAGCUAUUAACAGUAGCUAGAAAAUAAUCCACCUGUAUGCUGAAAGUAGUAUGUGUUAAUAAAACUUAUAUUCAUAUAGGUAAUAUAAAAUACCCAAGACUAAUGAAACGUGUAUGGUUUGUAAUGAAUGUAAGCCAUUAAAACUAACCCAAAUCUUGUGUGUUUUUUUACCCAAGUUUUUAGAAAUACCAAUUAAGUUAGUGUUCACCAUUACUACUACACGGCUGAUAACAUUCUUAGGUACAAGUGACUAAAUACAACUUAUAUAUUCAGAGAAUUUUUAAUGUCUAUUAAAAACUGAAUUUAGAGAUAUAUUCUAAUCUUGCAUUAAGUACUCAUGAUGGGCUUUUAUAUUACCUAAUUUUUAAAACUUGUUAUGAAUUUGGUGUGACCUAUCAUGUUUAAGGCUAUUUUGCCUUAAACAGAUCCUACAAGUCAUGACAAAACUCUAUUUCUUAAAAUAAACUUAAGAAGCCCUCACCUGAGCUUUUAAUAAUACUAAUUUCAAGGACUUAAUGAAAUAAUGGCUAUUUUUAUCAUCCAGAUAUCAAAACCCUAGAAAUGGAAAAUAACAUGGAUUUAAAAGAGCUCAUGAGAUAAACAUGAAAUUCAAUCUGUAGUGUUAGUCCUAAAAGAGUGUACUGAAACCUGUAAUGUAACAUAUUCCCAAAAAUACCUUUGUAAAUUCUGAAUAUAAUUCUUGGUUGGUUGGCUGCAAUCAAUAAUAGACCAUUUAAAUUAGCAGACCGUAAACCUUCCUACAUAAAAUUAAGGCUCUGCAAAAGAAGUUAGAAAUGUAAUCAUUCUUCAGAUAAUUAUUUAUUGUAGCUAUUAUUUUCUCAGACAUGGAAUAAAUGCAAAACUUUGAGUCUCUUGAAGAAUAAUAUUUUGAGACAUUAUUUGGUAAUAGAACUUAAUUAAAAGCCCUGGCUGGUUUGGCUCUGAAGGUCUCAGGUUCAAUUCCCAGUCAAGGGAUUGCAAAUUCAAUCCCCAGACCUAGUAGGUCGGGAUGUGUUUGGGAGGCAACCAAUUGAUGUUUCUCUUCUCUCUUUUGCUAAUCCUAAUCCCUUCCACUCCCUCAAAAAUAUAUAAAUAAAUAAAUGGAAAGAAUAUCCUUGGGUGAAGAUUAAAAAAAAAAAAGGAGAGAGAGAGAAUGAUGAAAGGUAAUAUAUAUUUUAGAAAUUUCAUUAGGCUAAAGAUAAAAUCUUUUUAAAAGUGUGAAAGCUAAACAGCCAAAUAGGAAAUAUGCAUUUCCUAAGUAAUUAUUACUAUUGUACUUCUGAUAUAAAAGUUUGUAAGAAAGUUUAAAUUCACUGGGUUCAAAUGCACUCCUUAUAUGAUUUUAUUUGCUAAGUGAAUAAAAGUAUUUUUUAAAACCUAAAAUAAAUGUACUCCCAAUAAAAAAUCAACACUGUUUCACAUGUUUUAUUUUGUCAUACAUUCUUCUAGAACCGGGUUCAUUUUUCCAGUUUUGUAGAAAAAUAAAUGUUCCAGCCACCAUUUACUUAACUGUCUAGUCUUUAAGACCAAUCAAUAUGUUCCCUGGAAAGAUGAAUAAGUCCCCUGACUAACUCAUUUUUUUUAAAUUCUUUAAGACAAAGAAAUAACUUUUUUUUUUACUCCCAAAGCACAGUAUUUCAACAGCAGCAGCCAAAAUGGGGUUUUAGCAGCUUAACUUUACCCCCUAAAUAAAGCUUUGUAUAAACCAGUGAUUUUACUACAAAAACACUGUCCUUGGAAAAAAGGAAUAGCAAUCUGACAUCAAUGCAAAACUUGGAAUGAUUAGGUCAUAAACAUGGCACUUACAAAAGGUAGCUUAUGAGAACAUUCCACUUAAGAAGUGGUUACUUUUCUGUCCCUCCUUUACACCAUAAAAAAAAAAAAAAAAAAAAAAAAAAAGGAAAUACUUCCUUUAACAAUUCCCCUUAAAUUU